AUGUUAAAACCAACAUUUUAUGCUUUCAGAUAUAAUAUUUUGAAUGAAAAAUAUACAAGUAAUCCAUUUGCCUUAACACCGAAAACAACUUCCACCACUCGUUGGAAUGCAAAGUACGAGUCAUUUAAGGCAAUUUAUGAAUCUUAUGAUGAAAUAUUAGAAGCGUUACUUUAUAUUACAAAUGGCACUGAACAAUUUGAUAGUGACACACGAAGAGAAUCAUGGUCAAUAACAAAAAGUAUGAAAACAUUUAACUUUAUUACAUAUUUUAUUUUUAUGAAAAAUUUGAUGGCAACAACAAAUGCUUUGACUUGUGAAUUUCAAAAAGAAAAAUUAGAUCUUGCAACAGCAGCUGAAACUUUAGAAAAAACAAUACAAUUAUUAGAUUUAGAACGAAAUGAUGAUGAUAAUUUACGUCGUAUUUUGAGUGUUAGUGAAAAUUUUGCAAAAAAAAUCGAUAUAGAUCCAGAUGAAGAGUUCAGCAUCAAGCAUCGAGGACGACGACCACCAAGACGAAUCGAUGAAAAUCCACAAACAACACAUGUCUUCUCCAGACAUGAUUAUUACGUUAAAAAUUUUCGAGAAAUACUCGACUACCUAAUUGUUCAAUACCGUGUUAUACUUAAGUCAAUGAAUGAUAAUUUGAAAUCGAUAGGAAAGUUAUCACCAAAAUAUAUUUUAGAUCUUACACAAGACGAUGCAAACAUUAUUAGUGAAAUGGUAAGUAUUGACAAUCCAGAACUAUUCUUCAAAGAAAUACAACUAUUUGCAGUUGAUAUAAAUAAACAUUGUGAUACUGUAUCACAAGCUGCAGCAUUUAUUGUUGAGCGAAAAAUAGUUAUUCCACGUGUAUAUCAAGCUUAUAGUUUUCUUUUAACACUACCAGUAAGCGUUGCAAAUAAUGAGCGAGGCUUCAGUAAGCUAAAAAUUAUUAAAAACAGAUUAAGAUCAAAGAUGAAGGAUUGUCGUUUACAAGCAUUAUUAUUGUGUUCUGUUGAAACGGAUCUCCUCGACAAAUUAACAGAUGAAGAACUUAUUGAAAAGUGGCUCAAGAACAAGUCUGGACGUCGUAUUUAA
Messenger RNA from Rotaria sp. Silwood2, 1077 nucleotides. The record is from the annotation of a GenBank genome assembly. Lineage: Eukaryota; Metazoa; Rotifera; Eurotatoria; Philodinida; Philodinidae.